Molecule: messenger RNA, 6152 nt
Organism: Owenia fusiformis
Lineage: Eukaryota; Metazoa; Annelida; Polychaeta; Sabellida; Oweniidae
Source: the annotation of a GenBank genome assembly
GAAAGCACUUGGAAGGUAAGGAGCAGGAAGGAGCGCGAUGGAUGCGUUGGUGUUAGAUGGCGCUACAAACUUCAUGCGCUAGUAUCAAGCAUUCAAUACCGCCUAGUGGGAUCAGCAGACACAGAAGGAGUGACACUUCGGCUUUCGGGCCGCCAGCUCGGCCUUUUCGCCGGCAGGGAAGCGAGCCAUUUGGAUUGAAGAGAGAGACGCAACAGUUGAACAAAAGCCCCGUGCUAGAACGUCAAGUUGCAUCACUACCCCCGCCAUAUGACGUCGGGACAAUGGCACCGGAAGUGAUAAUAAAAGAUGGAAAGCCACAUUUAACGGAUUCUGAAGCGCCCCUUGCAGAAACAGAUGCUCAGGUAAAUGAAGUUAUCUAUGUUUAUGCUAAAACAAAGGUAAAUGAAGUCACCUAUGCUGAUGCUAAAACAAAGGUAGAUGAAGUUACCUAUGUUGAUGUUAAAACACAGGUAAAUGAAGUUACCUAUGUUGAUGUUAAAACACAGGUAGAUAAAGUUACCUAUGUUGAUGUUAAAACACAAGUAGGUGAAGUUACCUAUGUUGAUGUUAAAACACAGGUAAAUGAAGUUACCUAUGUUGAUGUUAAAACACAAGUAGAUGAAGUUACCUAUGUUGAUGUUAAAACACAGGUAAAUGAAGUUACCUAUGUUGAUGUUAAAACACAAGUAAAUGAAGUUACCUAUGUUGAUGUUAAAACACACGUAGAUGAAGUCACCUAUGUUGAUGUUAAAACACAGGUAAAUGAAGUUACCUAUGUUGAUGUUAAAACACAGGUAGAUGAAGUUACCUAUGUUGAUGUUAAAACACAGGUAUAUGAAGUUACCUAUGUUGAUGUUAAAACACAGGUAUAUGAAGUUACCAAUGUUUAUGCUAAAACACAGGUAAAUGAAGUUACCUAUGUUAAAGUUAAAACACAGGUAAAUGAAGUAAUCUAUGUUGAUGUUAAAACACAGGUAUAUGAAGUUACCUAUGUUGAUGUUAAAACACAGGUAAAUGAAGUUACCUAUGUUGAUGUUAAAACACACGUAGAUGAAGUCACCUAUGUUGAUGUUAAAACACAGGUAAAUGAAGUUACCUAUGUUGAUGUUAAAACACAGGUAGAUGAAGUUACCUAUGUUGAUGUUAAAACACAGGUAUAUGAAGUUACCUAUGUUGAUGUUAAAACACAGGUAUAUGAAGUUACCUAUGUUUAUGCUAAAACACAGGUAAAUGAAGUUACCUAUGUUGAAGUUAAAACACAGGUAAAUGAAGUUACCUAUGUUGAUGUUAAAACACAGGUAAAUGAAGUUACCUAUGUUGAUGCUGAAACACAGGUAGAUGAAGUUACCUAUGUUGAUGGUAAAACACAGGUAAAUGAAGUUACCUAUGUUGAUGCUGAAACACAGGUUAAUGAAGUUACCUAUGUUGAUGUUAAAACACAGGUAAAUGAAGUCACCUAUGCUGAUGCUAAAACACAGGUGAAUGAAGUUAUCUAUGUUGAUGUUAAAACACAAGUAGAUGAAGUUACCUAUGCUGAUGCUGAAACACAGGUAGAUGAAGUUACCUAUGUUGAUGGUAAAACACAGGUAAAUGAAGUUACCUAUGUUGAUGCUGAAACACAGGUAAAUGAAGUUACCUAUGUUGAUGGUAAAACACAAGUAGAUGAAGUUACCUAUGCUGAUGUUAAAACACAGGUAAAUGAAGUUACCUAUGUUGAUGUUAAAACACAGGUAAAUGAAGUUACCUAUGUUGAUGUUAAAACACAAGUAAAUGAAGUUACCUAUGUUGAUGUUAAAACACAGGUAAAUGAAGUUACCUAUGUUUAUGCUAAAACACAGGUAAAUGAAGUUACCUAUGUUGAUGUUAAAACACAGGUAAAUGAAGUUACCUAUGUUUAUGCUAAAACACAGGUAAAUGAAGUUACCUAUGUUGAUGUUAAAACACAGGUAAAUGAAGUUACCUAUGUUGAUGUUAAAACACAGGUAAAUGAAGUUACCUAUGUUGAUGUUAAAACACAGGUAAAUGAAGUUACCUAUGUUGAUGUUAAAACACAGGUAAAUGAAGUUACCUAUGUAGAUGUUAAAACACAGGUAAAUGAAGUUACCUAUGUUGAUGUUAAAACACAGGUAAAUGAAGUUACCUAUGUUGAUGUUAAAACACAGGUAAAUGAAGUUACCUAUGUUUAUGUUAAAACACAGGUAAAUGAAGUUACCUAUGUUGAUGUUAAAACACAAGUAGAUGAAGUUACCUAUGUUGAUGUUAAAACACAAGUAGAUGAAGUUACCUAUGUUGAAGUUAAAACACAGGUUAAUGAAGUUACCUAUGUUGAUGUUAAAACACAGGUAUAUGAAGUUACCUAUGUUGAUGUUAAAACACAAGUAGAUGAAGUUACCUAUGUUGAUGUUAAAACACAGGUAAAUGAAGUUACCUAUGUUGAUGUUAAAACACAGGUAAAUGAAGUUACCUAUGUUGAUGUUAAAACACAAGUAGAUGAAGUUACCUAUGUUGAUGUUAAAACACAAGUAGAUGAAGUUACCUAUGUUGAUGUUAAAACACAGGUAAAUGAAGUUACCUAUGUUGAUGUUAAAACACAGGUAAAUGAAGUUACCUAUGUUGAUGUUAAAACACAAGUAGAUAAAGUUACCUAUGCUGAUGCUGAAACACAGGUAAAUGAAGUUACCUAUGUUGAUGUUAAAACACAGGUAAAUGAAGUUACCUAUGUUGAUGUUAAAACACAGGUAAAUGAAGUUACCUAUGUUGAUGUUAAAACACAGGUAGAUAAAGUUACCUAUGUUGAUGUUAAAACACAAGUAGAUGAAGUUACCUAUGUUGAUGUUAAAACACAAGUUGAUGAAGUUACCUAUGUUGAUGUUAAAACACAGGUAGAUGAAGUUAUCUAUGAUGAUGUUAAAACACAGGUAAAUGAAGUUACCUAUGUUGAUGUUAAAACACAGGUAGAUAAAGUUACCUAUGUUGAUGUUAAAACACAAGUAGAUGAAGUUACCUAUGUUGAUGUUAAAACACAUGUAGAUGAAGUUACCUAUGUUGAUGCUAAAACACAGGUAGAUGAAGUUACCUAUGUUGAUGUUAAAACACAGAUAGAUGAAGUUACCUAUGUUGAUGUUAAAACACAGGUAGAUGAAGUUACCUAUGUUGAUGGUAAAACACAAGUAGAUGAAGUAGUCUAUGUUGAUGUUAAAACACAGGUAUAUGAAGUAGUCUAUGUUGAUGUUAAAACACAAGUAGAUGAAGUUACCUAUGUUGAUGUUAAAACACAAGUAGAUGAAGUUACCUAUGUUGAUGGUAAAAUACAAGUAGAUGAAGUAGUCUAUGUUGAUGUUAAAACACAAGUAGAUGAAGUUACCUAUGUUGAUGUUAAAACACAAGUAGAUGAAGUUACCUAUGUUGAUGCUAAAGCACAGGUAGAUGAAGUUACCUAUGUUGAUGUUAAAACACAGGUAGAUGAAGUUACCUAUGUUGAUGUUAAAACACAAGUAGAUGAAGUUACCUAUGCUGAUGCUGAAUCACAGGUAGAUGGAGCUACCUAUGUUGAUGUUAAAACACAGGUAGAUGAAGUUACCUAUGUUGAUGUUAAAACACAGGUAGAUAAAGUUACCUAUGUUGAUGUUAAAACACAAGUAGAUGAAGUUACCUAUGUUGAUGCUAAAACACAGGUAGAUGAAGUUACCCAUGUUGAUGUUAAAACACAGGUAGAUGAAGGUACCUAUGUUGAUGUUAAAACACAGGUAUAUGAAGUAGUCUAUGUUGAUGUUAAAACACAAGUAGAUGAAGUUACCUAUGUUGAUGUUAAAACACAAGUAGAUGAAGUUACCUAUGUUGAUGGUAAAACACAAGUAGAUGAAGUAGUCUCUGUUGAUGUUAAAACACAAGUAGAUGAAGUUACCUAUGUUGAUGUUAAAACACAGGUAGAUGAAGUUACCUAUGUUGAUGUUAAAACACAAGUAGAUGAAGUUACCUAUGUUGAUGUUAAAACACAAGUAGAUGAAGUUACCUAUAUUGAUGUUAAAACACAGGUAUAUGAAGUUACCUAUGUUUAUGCUAAAACAAAGGUAAAUGAAGUUACCUAUGUUGAUGUUAAAACACAGGUAAAUGAAGUUACCUAUGUUGAAGUUAAAACACAGGUAAAUGAAGUUACCUAUGUUGAUGUUAAAACACAGGUAGAUGAAGUUACCUAUGUUGAAGUUAAAACACAGGUAGAUGAAGUUAUCUAUGUUGAUGUUAAAACACAGGAAGAAGAGAGAGAAACAUGGAGCAAGAAACUCGACUUCCUUCUCUCCGUCAUCGGAUUCGCUGUGGACCUUGGGAACGUCUGGCGGUUUCCCUAUAUCUGCUACAAGAACGGCGGAGGGGCGUUCCUCAUUCCGUACCUCGUAAUGCUGAUUUUUGGAGGCCUUCCAUUGUUCUACCUUGAGUUGGCAAUGGGGCAAUUCCAGAGAACUGGCUGCAUCACCGUAUGGACAAGAAUAUGCCCAAUGUUUAAAGGUAUAGGGUACGGCAUCUGUAUAUGUGCUUUCUACGUGGCAAUCUAUUACAACACUAUCAUCGCUUGGGCCGUCUUUUAUCUGGGGUCUUGCUUUCAAGCACAGGUUCCCUGGGCGACGUGCAAUAACGAGUGGAACACUGAAAACUGCACCUCCCUAGCAUUCCCUGAUGAAAACUCAACUGUUCACAGUAACUUCUCUGAAUCAUCAGCAGAAGAAUUUUUCAGGCGGAGGGUACUUCAAAUAAAUUUGUCUACUGGUAUAAAUGACAUAGGCGGCAUACGGUGGCCUAUAAUGUUAUGUUUGAUGGCAGUAUUUCUGGUAGUCUACUUCGCUCUAUGGAAAGGAAUCAAAAGUGUCGGAAAAGCAGUUUGGGUGACCGCUACUUUACCAUAUAUAGUCCUGUUUAUACUCCUAAUCCGGGGAGUUACCCUGCCUGGAUCUGCUGAUGGCAUCCUCUACUAUAUCACUCCGCAGUGGGAUAAACUCCAAAAUAGACAGGUCUGGACGGCUGCAGCUUCACAAAUCUUUUUCUCCCUGGGCCCUGGUUUCGGCGUACUUCUAGCACUCUCUAGUUACAAUAAGUUUCACAAUAACUGCUACAGGGAUGCCCUUAUAACAAGCAGCAUAAAUUGCCUUACCAGCUUCCUUGCAGGGUUUGUUGUAUUUUCUGUACUUGGAUACAUGGCUUUCAAACAGGGCAAAGACAUCGAGAAAGUGGCAGAGCCUGGUCCUGGACUUGUCUUCAUAGCAUACCCGGAAGCUCUUGCAACUUUAGAUGGCGCUGUAUUCUGGUCGUUCAUAUUCUUUACUAUGCUUAUUAUGCUCGGGCUUGACACAACCUUUGGUGGGUUGGAAGCAAUAAUUACAGCCGUCCAUGACGAGUACCCAGCUACUCUGAAGAGACGAGAACUGUUUGUUGCUGUCUUGAUCGUGUUCAUUUUCUUUGGUGCACUUCCUACAACAACAUAUGGAGGUAAUUAUGUCAUUCAGCUGCUGGACACACAUGGGGCUCCAAUUGCUCUUCUGUUCAUCGUCUUUGUUGAGGCAGUUGCAGUUAACUGGUUCUAUGGGGUACGUCGGUUUAGUGCUGAUAUCAAAACGAUGCUCGGGGCAGGACCAGGAAUAUUUUGGAAGAUAUGCUGGGCAGGAAUUAGUCCUAUAUUUCUUUUCAUUCUCUUCAUAAUGUCAUGUGUGGACUAUAAUCCAGAUGAAAUGGACAAGAACUAUCAGUAUCCACGCUGGGCUAUAGCAAUGGGAUGGUUAGUUACGUGUUCUUCGAUCAUUUGCAUACCGAUAUACCUCAUUUACAAGUUCAUAGCAACGGAAGGGUCCAUAGCUCGUAGAGCAUAUACGAUCAUCCAGCCCGAAGCAAGACCUCGUAUGCACGACACAGAAGAAACACCAAUUCGAUUAUCCAACAUGGUGGAAGAUGGCGUCCAGCUGUAACCAUAGUGACGACCACUGGCAGGCAUCAUCCAAUAGACACAUUGUACGAUGAGAGAACAAUUUCAUACUGGUGUGUGUAGCAUCUAUGAGUGAGAUCCUUAUUGAAUCUCAAUUCUCACAUACUCCUAAGCAGGUGUCCAGAAUCCGUACCUCCUUCUUCAAAAAGAAAGAAGGUAUUCUGGAUGAUUUUAGAGCUCUGCG